Messenger RNA from Trichomonas vaginalis G3, 645 nucleotides. Its product is annotated as RNA binding. Gene Ontology annotation, cellular component: spliceosomal complex. The record is from RefSeq and is a predicted model, not a curated record. Gene Ontology annotation, biological process: positive regulation of mRNA splicing, via spliceosome. Gene Ontology annotation, molecular function: RNA binding. The coding region runs from base 1 to 645 and encodes 214 amino acids. The transcript has a single exon. Lineage: Eukaryota; Parabasalia; Trichomonadida; Trichomonadidae.
AUGAUUUCAUCAACGAAUGUCAUGUUCACUCACCUCUCUAGUGAAGUUACAAAGAGUGAUCUAAUGAGCCUUGCUGCCAUAUUCGGAAGUAUACGUUCAGCAAAAAUCAUGAUUAAUCUUGAAACAGGUAAGUCCAGAUGCUUUGGCUUUGUCGACUUCAUUGAUCCACAUGAUGCUUCAAAAGCAGUAUAUUCAUUGGAUGGAUUAAUGGUGAAAGGAAAAAAGAUUCACACCAAAUUUGCAAGUUCAUGUGAAAAGUAUGGGAAACCUUCCAAAACGGUAUUUGCCAAAAGUCUACCCCUAUUUUAUAAGGACAAGGACAUCUACGAUCUAUUCUCCAAAUCUGGAAAAGUUGUAGCCGUUAAAUGUGUUCGCCAGUAUUCCGGAAAGAAACCAAUAAGAGGUUACCAUAUAAUGUUUGAUUCAAUUCAAGAUGCAUAUUCUGCCAUCAGGAUGUAUGAUAACGUCACCAUUAUUGAGAAUGGAUGGCCGCUCUUUAUUAGAUUUACAAAAGAUGAAGAACUGGUUGGGCCUAAGUUCAUGAACAACGAGUCUAAUCUGAAAAAUCAGAUUUCAUCAGGAAUGAUGUUUAAUAAUCAUAUUGAAAAAUCCUCUACAGACCAAUAUUGGUCUAAUUAUUUGUAA